AUGGGUGAAUCUAAUCGCUCGCAACCUCUCUACUGUUACUUUGUGAGUAGACAUGUUUUUAUUACUCGUCUGUUUGCCUCCCUCCAACAGUUGGGUUUGGCAAUCAUUCUGGACUGCCUUCCGGGUGCCAGCAUCAUGGCGGCUCUCGCCCUAGAGGACAUCGCGUACGCCUACUACGUGCUUGAGUACAGUUCUGGGAAUUUUGCCUACGCUAUUGAGUGUGCUGAUGUCGCCGGAACCCUCCUGAAGCGUCUUCAGUACGAGGUCUGUAUGCAGGCGGCCUCUGCCAAUCGCGUUAAAGGUAAGCCCAUCUGCGUGGACUGCCAGCGUGAUCUCUCUGGCUUUCAUGUCCUUCGGUAUUGCCUUUCUUGUACUACAUUGUCUGUUUUGUCAAUGUAA
Messenger RNA from Dibothriocephalus latus, 399 nucleotides. Lineage: Eukaryota; Metazoa; Platyhelminthes; Cestoda; Diphyllobothriidea; Diphyllobothriidae. The record is from the annotation of a GenBank genome assembly.